AGCUUCCAAGGGUAGGAUCGGCCUCUUGGAGGCCCAGGCGGCGAUGCCUCGGUCUGCAGCGCAGGAACAGAGCGCCAUGCAGUUGAGGUAUCUCAAAAACCUCAACCCGGCCAUCGAUGGUAUGUCCAAGGUGACAUCCAUUUCUUGGAGUAACAACACCACGAGGCUAGCCACCGUCGGAGCGGACAAAAUUGUGCAGCUCUUUGACGAGCACGGCGAGAAGCAGGACCGCUUCAGCACGAAGCCGGCGGACAAGGCCGCUGCUCGCACCUACGCCGUGAAGACCAUCGAGUUUUCGCCCGACGGCACCAAGCUGGCGGUCGCGCAGAGUGACAACAUCGUGUUUGUCUACAAGCUCGGAAGUGACUGGAAGGACAAGAAGUCCAUUUGCAACAAGUUUCAGCAGACCUCCAGCGUGACCUGCCUCAGCUGGCCGGCGGGCCAUCCCAACGAGGUCGUUUUCGGCCUUGCCGAAGGCAAGGUCAAGGUGGGCCAGUUGAAGUCCAACAAGGCGGCGACCUUGUACUCCACGGACUCAUUCGUGGUGUCCAUGUGCUCGGGACCGGAUGGGAACUCCAUCCUCAGUGGGCACGCGGACGGUUCAAUUUAUCGAUUUCAUUUUGAGACUGAGACUGUCCCUCGUCCCACGACCACCAAGUUUGCCAUGGUGCCACAGUGCGUGCCCUACGCGCUGUCCUGGGGCUACGCCGGCAUCUGCGCCGCGGGGAACGACCGCAUGGUGCGCUUCUGGGACUCAGAGGGAAGAGAGGGGCAGACCUUUGACUACAGCACUGACACCAGGAUCAAGGAGUUCACCUGCGCAGCCUUCAACCCCUCGGGGGAGUCGGUGGUCCUGGGGAACUACAACCGCUUCCUCGUGUUCGCUUGGCACCCCAAGCGGAGCGAGUGGGCGGAAGUGGUGCAGCGCGAGGUGCCUAACCUCUACACGGUGUCCGCACUCACAUGGCGCGCAGACGGCAGCCGCCUCAUUGUCGGCUCCCUGUGCGGGGGUGUGGACAUGUUCGAUGUCUGCAUCCGCCGGUCGCGCUACCGCGGGACGCACGAGUUCACCUACGUCUCGCUGAGCCAGGUCAUCGUCAAGUCCCUGGCUACGGGGGCACGCAUUGUGCUUAAGAGCAACGUGGGCUUCGAGAUCCAGAAGAUCAACAUUUUCCAGGAGCGCUUCCUGGUGGCCCACACGCCGGAGAGCAUCUUGCUGGGGGACCUCCAGACCUGUCGGCUCUCGGAGAUCCCUUGGCACUCCAGUGGCACGGAGAAGUUCUUCUUCGACAACCCCACGGUGUGCAUGAUUUUCAAGGCUGGGGAGCUGUCGGUGGUGGAGUAUGGCUGCAAUGAGCUGCUGGCCUGCGCAAGAACUGAAUUCAUGUCUCCGCAUCUCAUCAGCGUGCGCAUCAACACGCCGGACGAGGACGCCUACGGUGCAGGCGUGGGCGAGAUGAAGGUCAUUGCCUACCUGCUGGACCUCAUGACGAUCCGGGUCUGCGAUCUGGUGUCUAACGCGACGCUGGCCACCAUUUCGCACGACACCCGCAUUGAUUGGCUCGAGCUGAACCCCAACGGCGCGAACCGCCUGAUCUUCCGAGACAAGCGGCGUCAGCUUUACCUCUAUGACAUCGAGCAGCAGAACAGGGUGACUCUCCUCAACUACUGCAACUACGUGCAGUGGGUGCCGGAGAGUGACGUGGUUGUUGCUCAGAAUCGAGGUCAGCUGUGCGUGUGGUACUCCAUCAACGCCCCGGACCGUGUGACUUUGCAUGAGAUCAAGGGAGACAUUGAGGACAUCGAGCGCUCCAAUGGCCGCACCUGCGUCAUCGUGGAUGAGGGCGUGAACAUGGUGGAGUACGAGCUGGACGAGGGGCUUAUUUCCUUCGGCUCUUGCCUGGAGCGAGGGCAGUAUGCCAAGGCGGUGGACCUUCUGGAGGAGCUGCCGCUCACGCCGGAGACGGAGGCCAUGUGGCGGUCCCUGGCAGAUGCCUCCAUGGAGCACUUCAACCUGCCGGUGGCGGAGCGGUGCUAUGCGGUGCUAGGCGACGUUGCCAAGAGCCGGUACCUCCACAAGGUGAACAGGUUGAUCCAGGACCAUGCGGCGGAGGUGGGCGGCGAUGGGGCCAAUUAUUACAUGGCCCAGGCCAAGAUGGCGAUGCUGGCGAAGCAAUUCCAGCGUGCUGAGGCCAUCCUGCUGGACCACAACGAGCUUGAUGAGGCCCUGGCCAUGUACCAGGAGCUCCAUAAGUACGACGAGUCCAUCCGCCUGGCCGAGCGCAAGAACCACCCGAAGGUGAUGCACCUCAAAAACUUCUACCUCCAGUGGCUGCUGUCCACUCAGCAGGAGGAGAAGGCUGGCGAACUGCAAGAGAUCGAGGGCGACUAUGUCAGGGCCAUCGAGCUCUAUCUCCGGGGCGGCAUGGCCGCCAAGGCCGCAGCGGUGGUGCAGCGUCACAACGCCAACUACUCGCAGGAACUCUUGCAGAAGAUCGUGGCAGGACUGCAGGCCAGUGGCAUGCAUGACCGCGCCGGCGCGUUGUACGAGCGCAUGGGCCUCAUCCAGCCGGCCAUGGACGCGUACCGCCGUGGCCACGCCUACCGCCAGGCCAUAGAGCUGGCGAAGCACUCCCAGCCCGGGCUGGUGGUUGCCCUGGAGGAGGAGUGGGGCGACUGGCUCGUGUCGCAGCGGCAGGUGGAUGCUGCCAUCAACCACUACAUCGAGGCAGGCAACGCCAUGAAGGCCAUCGAUGCUGCAAUGACUGCCCGGCAAUGGCACAAGGCCGAGACUUUGCUGGACCAGGCAUCUAUGGGUGCGGACCAGAGCUUUGCCCUGCCCUUCUACGAGAAGCUGGCUAGCCAUUACGGGCAGUCACGCCAGUUUGAACAGGCGGAGCGGGCCUUCAUCAAGUCCGGGCGGCCGCAGCGGGCGGUCCAGAUGUACGUGGAGCAUGCGCAGUACGAGAAGGCCCACCGCGUGGCUAAGGGGCAGCUCUCCCCGGCAGAGAGGACGGAGCUCUACAUCCACCUUGCCCAGGUGCUGGAACAACAGGUGAAGCUCAGCGAGGCUGAGCAGAUGUACCUCGCGGUGAAUGAGUUCGAUCUAGCCAUCAAUAUGUACAAGAAGAGGGAGGAGUAUGAGCAGAUGCUGCGAUUAGUAUCCAAGUACCGCAAGGAGCUCUUGAAUGAUACCUACAAGCACAUUGCGGAGCAGUACGAGAUGAAAGGCAACCUCAAGAAGGCCGAACAUUACUACGUGGAGGCCAAGAUGUGGACCAGCGCCAUGUCCAUGUACCGGCAGCUUGAGAAGUGGGAGGAUGCCAAACGCGUCGCCAAGAUGCACGGUGGCAAGCAGUCCUUCGAGAAGGUGGUGCUUGCGCAAGCACAUGCGACUUUCAAGGAGCAUGGUGCCGAGGCGGGCGCACAGCUGCUGGCCAAGCAUGGCCUCAUCGAGAUUGCCAUUGACUACGCCGUGGAGCAUAGCAACUUCCAGCACGCGUUUGAGCUUGCGAACCACUCCGCCAAGCACAAGCUGCCGGACAUCCACUUAAAGAAGGCGCUUGCCCUUGAGGAUGACGAGCAGUUCAAGCUGGCGGAGGAGGAGUUCAUCAAGGCCAGCAAGCCCAAGGAGGCCAUCGACAUGUACGUCCACCAGCGCGACUGGGUCUCUGCGAUGCGCGUGGCCGAGGCCUAUGAGAGGGAGAGCUGCAAGGACGUUAUGGUACACCACGCCAAGGACUUGGUGGACCAGAACAACAUGCAGGGAGCGGAGAACCUCUUCAUCCAGGCCGGCAAGCCGGAGCUUGCGGUGAAGGCCUACUCCUCCAAGCGAAUGGUCAAUGAGGCCGUGCGGGUUUGCAAGAAGCACUGUCCGCACAUGCUGGGCGAUGUCGUAGACUGCUACCCUGGGACCGACCAGCCAGGAGGGGCGCCGCAGACCUUGGAGGAGAUCUUGGAUGCGGCUAAGAUAUAUGAGGACACCGGCAACUACUCCCGGGCCAUCGACACCUACCUGUCGGUGGACGAGAGCAGCUCUGCGGAGCCGGACCGGCUGGAGGAGGUCUGGGAGAACGCGGUGAGGCUGUCCAUGAAGCACGCGCAGGAACGGUACAACGAGAUCGUCACCGUUGUGGCCAAGCGGCUGAAGCUGAUCCGGCGAUAUGAGGCAGCCGCGGAGCUGUACGAGAGCAUCGACGCGGCACGAGAGGCGGUGAACUGCUACAUCGAAGGGGAGGUCUGGGACAAGGCGCGAAUGCUGGCACAACAGCUGGCGCCUGAUAUGGUGCGGCUGGUGGAGGAGAGGUACAAGUCUGAGCUCGUGAACAAGGGAGAUGGAGAUGAGCUCAUCCGCCGCACUGGGGACGUCGACAGUGCGCUAGACAUGUACGCGCGGAACGGCGAUUGGAGCAAGUGCCUUUCCUUGGCAGAGAAGCACAGUCCAAAGACGCUACCGCAUUAUUUGGUGCAGUACUGCAAGCUUCUGGCCAACAAGAGCGAGAACCUGCAGGCCUGCCAGAUGUUGGUCCGCUACGGGCCGCCACCGGAGCCCUCGAACUUUCAGCUCUACAAGGUGAUCCAUGGCGAUCUCCUGUCUGGGACCAACAGCGAAGGGCCCCCGCUGGUCCGGGAGAUGCUGCUGCGGGUGAUGACUCCUGCAGGGACCCUGGGAGCUCCGCCGACGCCCAGCGUGCUGGCGGAGGACCGCCGGCCCCAGGCGGAGUUUUUGAAGGCAUUGAUGGCCGCCCACUUGCAGACGGUGAGACAAAGGCUGCAGGCGCAGAACAUGGCCCCGGACGUGGUGGCGAGGAUCAGCGUGGCGCUGUGCCGCUACUGCGCAGAGUUCCCAGUAGACCUUGCCUUCUACAAUGCGGGCCUGGACUGCAAACAAGCAGGCAUGAUCAACAUGUCCUUCUUUUUCUUGAACCGCUUCCUGGACAUUGCGGACGCCAUCGAAGACCCUGAGAAUGCUGCCAUCGACAACACGGACUUCAUGGACACCGACAUCCCCUCGCCCUACGAUUUGGACCUGCCAGAGACCGGGCACAUCUCCAACGACAAGGUGGAGGAGAUCCGGGACUGGGUGCUGGGAUGGUCCAUGGACCAGAGCGUUCAGCAGAGGAUGGACAUGAGACAAUGCGACAAGUGCGCGUCGCAGAUUUACACUGGCACGCUCACCUGCCAGCGAUGUGCCACGGUCAGCGACCCAUGCGCAGUUACAGGCUUCCCGGUGAUAAAGAAGAACCGCGUGGAGUGCACGGUGUGCAAAGUCGCGGCCAAUCGCGACGACUGGAACGUGUUCGUGCAGCAGUUCAAGGAGUGCCCGUGGUGCUCAUCGCCGCAGAAUGCAAAGUACUGAGCUGGCUGAAGAGGCCACCCCAGAGCCAAAGGCUGGCUGCUGUCUUCAAGAAAAGCCGCACCUUGCGC
Messenger RNA from Effrenium voratum, 5427 nucleotides. Lineage: Eukaryota; Dinophyceae; Suessiales; Symbiodiniaceae. The record is from the annotation of a GenBank genome assembly.